Pestalotiopsis fici W106-1 is the source of this 1251-nucleotide messenger RNA. RefSeq lists its product as uncharacterized. Gene Ontology annotation, cellular component: membrane. Gene Ontology annotation, biological process: transmembrane transport; carbohydrate transport. NCBI's taxonomy places the organism in Eukaryota, Fungi, Ascomycota, Sordariomycetes, Amphisphaeriales, Sporocadaceae. Bases 1 to 1251 code for a protein of 416 amino acids. The transcript is spliced from 2 exons. Gene Ontology annotation, molecular function: carbohydrate:proton symporter activity. The record is from RefSeq and is a predicted model, not a curated record.
AUGACAUUGCAGGGCAUUUUACGCAAGUCGCCAUUAGCCGGCUAUGGCCAGGCUAUCCGCGAUGCUCCUAGGGAGACCAUUUUCAACCGCCAUCUACUACUAUCGGCCUUGGUCUACGCUCUUGGCGGUAUGCCUGUCAUCUGGGAUCAAGGAGCCUCAUCCGUUAUGCCCUCUCUACCUGGUUUCCAACAACACUUCAAUAUCAAGUCAGGCACCAAUGCGAACGAGAUUCGAAACUUUAUCUCCAUCGUCUAUAUUGGCUUCGGCUUCGGAUCUGGCUUGACAUUCUUUAUCAACGACAGACUCGGAAGAAUAUGGUCGUAUCGCCUUUACACGCUAGUCUACUGCAUCGGCACUCUCAUUGCCAUCUUCUCGCCCAACGUAGGAGUCCUCUAUGCUGGGCGUGUUGUCCAAGGUCUUGGCCUGGGACCCCUAACGGUUAGCGGACCAAUAUCGAUUGUUGAGAUCUCGCCACCGCAAAUUCGAGGCCUGCUGACCAGUUGGUUCAACGUUGCUAUGGGCAUUGGUCUCAUUGGAGCUACCUUCUGCACGCUUGGUUGUUUUCGCCAUGUACCCGUGGGCAAGCUUCAAUUCCAGGUCGUCAUGUUUGUACCGAUGAUCUACCUUGCUGUAUGCAUGGUGGGGACCUUGUACAUUGAAGAGUCUCCCCGCUGGCUGUUCCUCGUCAAUCGUCGCCAGGAGGCAAUUGCUGCGCUAGCGAGGAUCCGGGGCCUGCCUGCAGAUGAUCCGCGCGUACAGCGUGAGGUUGCGGAAAUCGAAGAUGAUAUCAACCACACGGCAGAGGCACGAGGCAAUGCUGGCUUGUGGACCAUUGCCAAAGAGACCUUCACCUCGGCUUCGAAUCUGCGGCGCGUGCAGCAGAGCCUUCUCACAUACGCUCUCGCGCAAUUGUCUGGCGCGAACCUCAUCACGUCCUACUUUGUGCCCAUCAUGGCCAUUGUCGGCGUUUCCGGUAGCACCGACCAAUCUAUGUUUCUGAGUGGCAUGUAUGCCACGUCCAAGUUGAUCUUCUUGUUGUUCGCUACUUUCUUCUUGAUAGAUGCUUUCGGUCGGCGAAGAUCCCUGUUUCUGGGUGCUGCUGUACAAAUGGCCACACAUCUUUACCUCGCUGUCUAUAUUCGGUUUUCGCAGCAGGGACCCGUACCUGGAGCGGCCUCGCAGGCUGCUGUGGCGGCCUUGUUCAUUCAUGCAUUUGGCUACAGCGUGGGCAAGUUUGAAAUUGAGCAAUAG